UCUCCUGGGACCCGGCGCUGCCCGCGGACCUUUCAGCUUCCAGGUCCGUCCGGCUCGCCUUUGCUCCCCAGCUCUGGCUUCGGUCCCGGCUCUGGCUCCGGUCCCGGCUCUACUGGUGCGCCUGCGCUCCCUCUCCCCGGGAGGCGGAGCUGGGGAGCUGGUCAAGUAAGAUCGCGGGGAGCUUUCGUUCUUCUGUCCGGUCUCCUCCUUGCUUUUCUCCUACAACAAGGAUGGCUGCCAGUGCUCUGCGCGUCAAGGACCCGAGGCGAGCUGGCGGGGCUGCCCAAGCCCGCCUCAGAAUCCUGCUCGGACACCUCCAGGGCCCUGCGACCCCGGCGAUCGCGGCUUCUCCGACUUUAGCUGCUGUUGUGCCUUCCAAUUUCCAUCCUCCAAAAUUCCAGUACACACUGGAUAAUAAUGUCUUAACCCUAGAACAGAGGCAAUUUUAUGAGGACAAUGGUUUCCUGGUCAUAAAAAAUCUGGUGUCUGAUGAAGAUAUUCAGCGCUUCAGGAAUCAAUUUGAAAGGAUCUGCAGAAAGGAAGUGGAAUGCCCAGGAAUAGAUAUCAUGAAGGAUGUGACCAUUGCAAAAUCAACCCAUUCUCUAAAUGAGAACAUAGUUACAAAAAUCCAGAAUUUUCAGGGUGAUGAAGAACUCUUCCGCUAUUGCACUCUGCCCCAGAUUACUAAAUAUGUCGAGUGUUUCACUGGACCUAAUAUCAUGGCUAUGCAUACAAUGCUGAUAAACAAGCCUCCAGAUUCUGGUAAGAUGACUUCUCGCCAUCCCAUGCAUCAGGACCUGCACUACUUCUCAUUCAGGCCUCCCAAUUCCAUUGUCUGUGCUUGGACUGCCAUGGAACAUAUUGACAGAAACAAUGGCUGCCUGGUUGUGUUACCAGGCACGCACAAGGGCACCUUGAAACCACAUGACUAUCCUAAAUGGGAGGGGGGAGUUAAUAAGUUGUUCCAUGGUAUACAAGACUAUGAUGCAAACCAACCCAGGGUUCACCUGGUGAUGGAGAAGGGAGACACUGUUUUUUUCCAUCCUCUGCUCAUUCAUGGAUCUGGAAGUAACAAAACUAAAGGGUUCCGGAAGGCAAUUUCCUGUCAUUAUGCCAGUUCUGAUUGCUUCUACACCGAUGUAAAGGGCACCAGUCAAGAAAACAUUGAGAAGGAAGUCCAAGUGUUAUCUGACAGAAAGUUUGAGGGCCUCAAAAUCCAAUUAAAGGAUAUUUGGAUGAUACGAGCACGGCUUGUGAAAGGAAAAAGAAUCAAUCUUUGAAGUAUUACUGAAAAGUCAACACCAAGUGCCAAAGGAGAAUGUUUUUAGAUGAGAAGUAGUGGUCCUUGGUAUCAUAUACUAAUAUGAAAAAGCACUUUGUUUUAUGCAAUAUUGUCUGCUUUGGCAGAUACAAAGACUAAAAUGUUUAAUAUGUAAAAAACUUAACUUACUGUCACUUGUGUAAUUUUGGAAUAAUCCAAGUCUUCCAAAAAAAAGGGAGGGUGGGAGAGUGAAUCAUUAAAGCACUUGUUACCUAAAAGAAAAUCUAUUGAAUUCAGUCUUUGCAAUUAUAAACUAACUGGGUGCCACUAAAAAGUAAUAGUUGAUUGCUUUUAUAGGUAGGGGAAAUAUGUUGCUGAUGCUUCUUUAGAGAGGCAAAGGAUAAGAAUUUGUCCUAAGCUGAUAGUUCUUUACUUUUUAAAAAGUGAAUUUCAUUUAUUCCUUUCUCUUUUUCUGACCCUAAAGAAAAAUUGGAUAAUCUCCUCUGAUGAAAGAAACUGAAAAUCUUCAUAUCUAAGACUGAUGUUAGGGUUAGGCAGUAGGAAGCUUAUUAAAUCAUUUUGAUUUUAGGUUGAAAUAAAUAUGGCCUGUGGUGACUUUUUGCUGUUGUUCUUCAAGUUUCCAUUUCAUUCCUCACUUAUGAAAAGAGGUGAAGGUAGUAAGGAGCUAUAUUUUACAUUCAUUUUCCAAUCAGAGGCAAGGAUAAUUUUCUAGUACUAAAACAGGAAAUAGAAAUAUGUUAGACCUUCCCACUCUCUCUUUUCUUGCAAUGUAAAUAAAAUACAUGUUUCCUUGGCUUUUCUCUGAUUCCUAAUGGGCAGUAACUGUGUCAGUGCACCUACUUUAAGCCUGCGAUAUUCCCCAGAUAAGCACUGGGUGAUGGCAUUAAAGUGACAGAGACAAGUAUGAGAGAGUUGUGCAAUGGAAAGAUUAGUAAAAGAAUACAAAAGAAGAAUAUGGAUAAAAUGAGCUAGAUGGAUGGACCAAUGUCUCAUUCUGGAAUACUGAAUUUCUCUAACCAGUUUAUGCCAAUUUUGGAACAAAGGUGUUUUUGAAAUAAACUUAAUAGUGUGAGGGAAGCAAAUGAACAAGUUAUGGUUAUUUUUCAAGAGAUUCUAUAUUAUAUAUGUGACUAUGUGCUGCUACAUGGUAUUAUUCCAACUACUUGGAGAACAGUUUUGGGAUAUCGGUAUCUUUUAUCUCAAAAUUAGUUUUAAAAAAUUUGUGGUCUUUUACUUUUCUUUCCUUUACUUCCAAAUAUAUUCCUUCCCCUUGCUUCCCCAGGGAGACAUUUUAUGCAAUAAAGAAGAAAAAGGAAAGUGGCUGGGGAAGAAGAGCACUUAAGCAAAACCAACAAACACAGCAACCAAGUGACUAUAUAUGCAAUUUCCCAUACUCAUAGGAGUGAGGUUGUUUUUCUCAACUCUUCCAAGGGUAAAUUUAAUUCUUUUAAUUAUAUAGUAUUCAAUUUGGGGUUUUGUCCUUUCCAUUUACACAUGCAGCAUUUUAGCUAUUGCAUGUGUUUUCCUGGUUCUACUAACUUUGCUUUAGUUCAGUUCAGUUAAUCCAUCAGUUCAUAAAAGUUUUCACAUUCUACCCUGAAUUCCUUGUAUCUAUUGUUAAUAUCACAUUUCACUAGAUCAUUACAAUCAUUAUCCCUGAGUUUGGCUAUUUCCCAAAGUGACAUAUGCCUGCUUUAUGUCCAGUUCUUUGCUAUCACGAAAAAGCAUUGUUAUGAAUAUUUUUGUAUACCUAUAGCAUUUCUUUCUGUUUUUUUCCCUCCCUGGACGAUAUGCUUAACAGUGACGCCCCUGGUCAAAAAACAUGGUUAUUUUGUAUAUUUCUUUAUCCUAAUCUCAAAUUAUUUCCCCAAACACUUAUACUAAUUCACAGCUCUGUCAACAGUGCAUUACUGUGCAUGUUUUCCAUUGUCCCUCUGAUAUUGGACUAUGGAAUCCAACAUUCACAUCUAUCAUUUGUCACUUUUGGCAGUUUGUUGUGGAGGACAUGAAAUUCUGGAAAAGUUUAGAUUUAGAUUCCUCUUAUUAGUGAUUUGGAGCAUUUCCUCAUUUAAUUGUGAAUAGUUCUUUUGAUAACUAUUUAGUCAUAUCCUCUGGCUACUUUUCUAAUGGGAAAUAGCUCUAAUCUUAAGUAUUUUGAGGAAUUAUUUAUAUAACCUGGAUAUUUGAAAUCAAUAAACAUCUAUAUAUUAUACAUAACAUCUGGUGAUAAAAACAAAGUCAUCUAGAUUAUCUUCCUUGAACAUUAGGUCCUUUGGCAGUACAGCUUUAAUUAGGGUAUAUGUACCUCUGAAUAAAUAUAAGUAAAGAAUUUUCAAGGAAAAAUGGACAGGAUAUGCCUAAAUUGUUGACAACUGUGAAACACCUAUCUGUACCUCAAUUUAUACUGUGAAUUCUGGACUGCCUCUGUUUGAAUAAAGGUGUGUUAUCUCA
Sarcophilus harrisii (Tasmanian devil) is the source of this 3733-nucleotide messenger RNA. It is a transcript of the gene PHYH, whose product is annotated as phytanoyl-CoA 2-hydroxylase. NCBI's taxonomy places the organism in Eukaryota, Metazoa, Chordata, Mammalia, Dasyuromorphia, Dasyuridae. Gene Ontology annotation, molecular function: phytanoyl-CoA dioxygenase activity. The record is from RefSeq and is a predicted model, not a curated record. Gene Ontology annotation, biological process: fatty acid alpha-oxidation. Bases 231 to 1280 code for a protein of 349 amino acids. The transcript is spliced from 9 exons.